Messenger RNA from Penicillium alfredii, 525 nucleotides. RefSeq lists its product as uncharacterized. The coding region runs from base 1 to 525 and encodes 174 amino acids. The transcript is spliced from 4 exons. The record is from RefSeq and is a predicted model, not a curated record. Lineage: Eukaryota; Fungi; Ascomycota; Eurotiomycetes; Eurotiales; Aspergillaceae.
AUGCCUGGACUCCAGGGUCUAGGGAGCCAUAUCAUCUCCAUCUACAUGAUUGUAGACCAAACCAAGAGCAUCCAUAAGAUCGCUGUCACUCCCUUGAAUCAUAGCACAGGUUCAACCCAGGUUGUGGUCGUAGCCCUUGCGAGCCCAGACCUUGUCACCUUCGAUCUGCCCACCAGCCCAAGUCACGCCCUCCUUGGUGUUGUGGCAACCACAUCCGCAGUUGGGGCACAGCCCACCAUCGUGGUUCAUACCACACCAAGCCUCCUUAUCGCAAUCCGAGUCCUUAGUGCACCACCAUUGACCCAUAAGGCCCUCACUCUUGUCUUCGGGUUCACCACAUCGCUUCCAGCAGUAUCCGUUGGUACAGCCAACACUCUUUUCACUGUCUGCCAGACAUUCUCCUCGGAUGGGGUUGUCAGCAGCAAGGCAUUUUUCGCCUGCGGCAACGGUAGAGAUGAGAGUGGCAAAGAGGGCAAAGAUGGUGAGCUUCAUAUUGGAAUUCCUACGGUAAAAGAGCCAGGUUAG